Carassius carassius (crucian carp) is the source of this 2405-nucleotide messenger RNA. Its product is annotated as testican-1-like. The record is from RefSeq and is a predicted model, not a curated record. Bases 218 to 1585 code for a protein of 455 amino acids. Gene Ontology annotation, molecular function: protein binding; calcium ion binding. Lineage: Eukaryota; Metazoa; Chordata; Actinopteri; Cypriniformes; Cyprinidae. The transcript has 12 exons.
CGCGAGAGCGAAAGUAGGCGGAGUCACUGUGCGUAGUGGGCGGAGUCGUUUACCGUUCCGUUACACGGGUCCGUUUCUCCCGGUUGUGUUCAGUGUAGCAGCUGAGAGGAUUUGAGGAAACUCACCCACUCACUCUCCCUCCCGUGUCUCGGAUACUUAACGGUCCCGCCUGGUCUCCAGUCACCCGCUCGGGAGCAGAGAACCGUCCCGUCUUGAGAUGAUGCUGGGUCUCGGUCUGUUCGUGUCUCUGGUGGGUCUGACGGUGUCCGUUACCGGCCGCAGUGACGGAAACCCCCUGGACAAUGAUAAGUGGAUGAGCACCGUGUCCCAGUACGACAAAAGCAAAUACUGGAACAAAUUUCGCGACGACGAUUACUUCAGAACCUGGAACCCCAACAAAGCACAAGACCAAGAGAGCGAGUCGAACCCACGAUCAGAACUGAAACCUAAAUCACACUCACAUACCAAGAGCAGAACUACUGAUGGGCUAGACAGCACUAAAGACCCGUGUCUAAAGGUUCACUGCCCUCCUCACAAAGUCUGUGUGAGCCAUAACUUCCAGACGGCCAUCUGCGCCAAUCAUAAACCAGCAAAGCACAGCAUUAAACUCUGGAAGGGAAAUCCCCCACAUAAGCGUUGGAUGGGAGCUGUGAAUCAUGGGAAAUGUAGGCCAUGUCCUGUAGUUCACUCCAGCUUUGUGUGCGGCUCAGACGGUCACACAUACUCCUCAAAGUGUAAACUUGAGUUCCAGGCUUGCAGCUCGAGCAAGAGCAUCUCUGUGAAAUGUGAGGGUCCGUGUCCCUGUCUGCCAGGACAGGAAGUCAUCAAACCACAUGCAGAGAAGAACGGCUGCAGCGAUGCUGAUUUGAAAAGUUUAGCAUCCAGACUCAAAGACUGGUUUGGGGUUUUGCACACGGACGCCAACAGAGACCUUAAGAGCACCACGAGUGACACUGCACAAGGACGUUUUGACACCAGUAUUUUGCCCAUCUGUAAAGAUUCUCUCGGGUGGAUGUUCAACAAGCUGGACAUGAAUUACGACCUUCUGCUCGACCAAUCAGAGCUCAGUGCCAUUUACCUUGACAAAUACGAGCUGUGCAUGCGGCCACUGUUCAACUCCUGCGACUCCUUCAAAGACGGAAAACUGUCCAACAACGAGUGGUGCUACUGUUUCCAGAAACCUGACGGGAUGCCAUGUCAGAACGAGAUGAACAGGAUUCAUUCUCAGAGCCGGAGGAAGACUCUGAUUGGGGCGUAUGUGCCGCGCUGUUCUGAAGACGGGUAUUUUAAGGCCACUCAGUGUCAUGGCAGCAGCGGUCAGUGCUGGUGUGUCGACAAAUACGGCAAUGAGAUCGCAGGAUCCCGCAGACAGGGAAACCCUACCUGUGAGGAGGAUCAGGAGACUUCUGGAGAUUUCGGCGGCAGCGGCGGCGGUGGCGCUGUGAUUCUACUGGAUGAUCAGGAGGAGGAGUCUCCACAGCGUGGGCGGGGCCGACAGAAAGAGAGGCGGGGUCGACUCCACCCCCGCGGGGCGAUCGAGGACGAUGAAGACGCAGAGGACGACGAGAUGGGCUACGUUUGGUAGCUCCGCCCACCCAUCUUCCGCUAAUUAACCAGGGACCCAUGUUAAAAUGCACAGUUCUGAAGCCAUUCUAGCUCCGCCCCCUCAGACACGCCCCCUUCUUCUCAUUCUGGAUCUAAACUUGUCCUUCUCAUUCUCUCUUUCUCUCUUUCCUCAGCCGCCUCUUCAUGUUCUGUCCUCUGUUUUCCCUCGUUCAAACUCUCCUGGAUCGCUCUUGCGUAUUCUAGACCGGCUCUAGACGGUAGACGUGCAUGACGAGAUUGUUCAGCAUUUCGGGGGCUUCAUACCAGUUCUACAUAGGAUCUUUUUAAAGGGUUCAUUCUCAGUGGUGAUAUGCAUGAACGCCACUGCUGAAUGCAGGAGACGACGUCUGAGACCUUCGAGGGCAAGGAUCAGGUGGGCUUAAGCCAAACGCACACUACAAGACCGAAGCUCAUCGCGCUUUCAUGUUUUAAAUCUGCCACAAGAGGCUGCGGAUUGUAGUGAACUUACAGCUUUAAUGUUGGUUCUGUGUGAGACACCUUACAACUACAAUAUUAGUUAAAAUCUCAAAUCUGAGAAAAGAGCAACAAGGUAAUGAGAUUGCAUGAGAAAGAAAAUUGUGAAUUUCUCCCAAAGCACUGGCUCGUGCAUUUUUUUGAUUUCUUUGAAUUUUUUGUUGCAUGCUAAAUCCAUGCAAAAAUGACCUGAAAGCCCAUAUUGUGUGAGAAUGAGGAGAGUUUGUGCAGGAUGAUCUUGUAAUUAAUGCAUGUAGACUGUGAUUAGUUGAGCAUAAUGUGCACAAAAACAACAAUAAACGGUGUAAAUGUGCACAGAACAAUGA